Messenger RNA from Thermothelomyces thermophilus ATCC 42464, 1506 nucleotides. RefSeq lists its product as uncharacterized. Lineage: Eukaryota; Fungi; Ascomycota; Sordariomycetes; Sordariales; Chaetomiaceae. The transcript is spliced from 2 exons. The coding region runs from base 165 to 1331 and encodes 388 amino acids. The record is from RefSeq and is a predicted model, not a curated record.
GUAAGCUCCCAGUCCGGGGUGGUGCCUUCUUGAACAACGCUUAAAGAAGGAACCGGUCAUCCCCCUCUUCCAGCACAUUUUCCCCUGCACACUUCCCCGCCCAUUUACCUAUCCUUGGGCUGUCAAUCCAGCAGCAAGGUCAGACGCCCAAGGGGCUCUUAACAAUGCCAGUCCCCGUUGCGGCCAAAGUCGGCGUUGUCGCCGCUUCGGUAGCCGUCGCGGCCGCCAUUGCCAUCUACGAGAUACCAGAAGUCCGCCGCGCCGCCGAAGACCUCCGCCGCCGCAUCGCCAUCGCCCUUCAUUCGCUUGGCGAAAACCUCGAUCCCAGCAGCCGACAGCCCAGCUUUAACCGCCCAGAAGACGCCGAGGGCUUCUAUCAAUCCCACGAUGUCGACGCCGACGAGGAGACGAGGAGGCGGCAACGGGAAGAGCUAAUGUACUGGAACAUGCGUCGGGAGGAGCAGCGGCAGCGAGAACGCCAAGCAAGUGAACAGCGGUCACGCGGCUCGACCUUUGACGAUUUCCUCCGGCCCGAUCGGGCGGGCGACAGCGGAACACUGGUCUACAACACCGGCGCCAAUGCCUGGGAUGCAGAGCCCUCCAACGCCCUCCGCCGCCGAGGCAAUGCCGAGGGCGUUCGCGGUCUCAACGCCGCGAUGCUCUCCAGCCCCUUCAGCGACGAACACGGAAUCGAGCUGCAGCACCGCACCGAAUUUUCGCCGCCGGCGCGCCCCGAAGCCAUGUCGGACAUUUACAGCGCCACGCCGAGGGUGCAGUCUCCCGUCGUAGCCCCUGCCCCUCCAGUGCCCGUUCAGCCUCAGCCUCAACCCGCUCCGGCUCCCAACGAUGUCCUCUUCGACUUUGGAACCCACGACGCCCCCAGCGAGUAUGCCACGGCCGCGAGCGAGGCCCAGUCCGAGCGAGCCGCCACCCCGACCGCCACCACCUCGCGGAGCAUGACCCUCGAGCGCGAGCUGGCCGAGGACGAGUACAUGACGGCCGGGCAAGACGACCGCGCCGCCGCCGACGCGUACGCGUCCAUCCAGGCGUGGGCGCGCAACUCGGCCAACACGGGCUUCUACUCGCCCCUGCCGUCCACCCCGACGGCGCCAUUCUCGGAGCCCGAGGUCAUCAGCGACGGACAGCUCACUCCGACCGAUUCGGAGUCGGUGGCCGGCUCGGGCGUCAACGUCGGCCACGAUGCCGUCUCGGUCACCGAGGGCCGUGAUCUCGAUGUCAUGAGCGAGUCGGACGAGGGCAUACCCACCCCGGGUAGCUGGUCCGAGGUUGGGAGCGUGAUCAGCGAGGGUGAGAGUGCUGCCAGGGCAUAGGAUUCCUUCCCUUUUUUUUCACUCCUCUUCUUCUUCUUCUCUUUCUUAUAUUUGGUGAUUUUCUGGGCUUGUGGGGGGAUAUAUAUAUAUAUAGGCCCGGCCGUUUCCACCGGCUUCCUUGGCGUUUGUGCGACACGGCGUUAACGGAUGGAUGAGAUGGGUUCCGGGUACCGAG